AUUUAAACGAAUAAGAUAUUUUUGUACAAUGUCGCUCAGAUUAUCCGGAAAAGCUGCUGUUGUAACUGGAGGGGGAAGUGGGAUUGGGCAAUCGGUUUCUGAAUUAUUUGCUAGAGAAGGUUGCAGUGUUGCAGUUUUGGAUCUUAAUCAAGACGGGAUGGAUGAAACAUUGAAACUACUUGAUACGAACCAUGGCAAUGUACAUUGCACAAUCAAGGCGGAUGUAAGCUCUUCCGAUCAAGCAAAAGAGGCCUUCAGGACUGCCGAAGAAAAACUUGGAAAAAAAAUUACAGUGCUUGUUAACUGUGCAGGAAUUGUAACCACUCCAUUUUCUUUUGACCAGAUGGGGGAAACUGCCUUCGACGACGUUAUUCGAGUUAAUUUGAAAGGUACUUUCAUAAUGUGCAAGCAAUUUUUGUUGUCACUGGCAAACUUUAAUACUAAUUCUAAUGACACCCGAGCAACCGUGGUAAAUAUAUCGAGCCUUAAUGGCGUAAAAUGCGUAGCAGAAGCGUCCAGUUAUGCUGCAUCUAAAUUUGGGGUCGUUGGCAUCACCAAAACCUUGGCUUUGGAAUACGAAAAACAUAAAGUUCGAUGCAAUGCAGUGUUACCUGGCCUAACUAAAACGCCACUACUAAAGUCAAUUCCCAGAGAUUUUCUACAAGCGAUUGAAGAGGGUAUACCGAUGAAAAGAUUGGCCAAACCCGAGGAAGUAGCAAAAUGUAUUUUAUUCCUGGCAUCCGAUGAUAGUUCGUACGUGAACGGGGCAUGCCUCGAAAUCACUGGAGGAUAUGGUUUAUAGUUUACAGUGGGUUGAUAUUUUAAAUUAAUCACGUAUUGUCAAUAUUCUUACAUGACUGAAAU
Messenger RNA from Styela clava, 864 nucleotides. NCBI's taxonomy places the organism in Eukaryota, Metazoa, Chordata, Ascidiacea, Stolidobranchia, Styelidae. The record is from RefSeq and is a predicted model, not a curated record.